UCGGAAAGGGAGGCUGGAACCGCCGAGGCUCCUUCCUGCUUCUCCGCCCGCCGAGCAAAGACUUGGGGCGUCGCCAGGUCGGGAAGCCUUUGGCCGGCCAAGGCGCCCGGGAACCGGCCAGUCAAGUGGCAACAAUCCUCAAGCCACCAUUUGGGGUUUCUUCUCCCUUUGCCACCCUGGAUACAAAGUGAGUCUGAUCAACCGCUCAACCCAGCAAUGAAAAUGGAGGCCCCGGAAUCUCCAGCGGACCUGAAGCCAGCGUUAGACCUGGAUGGGCCAAGAGUAAACCCCAGUGUGGCCCCGAUGGGCUCCGACCGGCAGGAUCUGAGAUGGAGGGCUCUUCCGUACAUUAAGCAGGAACCCGAAGAAGAUUGUCUGUCGUCUCUGCACUGGGAAAACCAGUGGCAGGAGUUCCUCGGGGGCAUGCAGUCCCCUUUCUCAGGAUGGGGGUCUAGACCUCUGCCAGCGGCUGCCCCGUGGGGGGACAACAAGGCGCCUUUGGCUCAUCUAGCAUUGGCUGCUGCCAGCAGCCCCCGUUCCUCGGAAGGGACGUUUGUCCAACCUGGGCCACCAGGUUUUGUGGGGACGAUGCACCGGGCUGACCAAGAAAGGCGGAUAGUGAAAGAGGAGGUAGAGAACCAGGUGGAGGCCCCAAAUCUGGAAUCUCCCUGCCAGCGCUUCAAACACUUACUCUACCAAGAAGCGGAGGGUCCCCGAGAGCUUUCCAAUCGUCUGCGGGACCUCUGCCACCUGUGGCUGAAGCCGGAGAAACACUCCAAGGAGCAGAUCCUGGAGCUGGUGAUCUUGGAUCAGUUCCUGGGUGUCCUGCCCCAGGCGAUGGAGUGUUGGGUCCGGGAUUGCCACCCACAUACGUGUGCCCAGGCCGUGGCCCUGGCGGAGGACUUCCUGAUGAGGCAUCCAGAGGAAGGAAGGCAGGAGCAGAAGGGCCCAGGGAUGUUUCAUGUGGUGACUGUGAAUUUUCCUGACUCCGAUCAAGCGUCAUCUGAAAGGCCGCUUAGCAGGCCGAUCAAACAGGAGGUCAAUGAGGAUGGCCUUUCUCAAAACGAUGGGCAGGUGGGUGAAAUAAAAAAAGGCAACGAGUGGAACAACACCAUGAGAAUAGAGGCCCGUGGCUCUUCGUCCACGGAAAGGUGGGAAGGGACAGGCAGAUUUGGAGAGGCAGGAGAACCGCAGACGAGUCCUCAAGGCCCGCCAGAGAACGGCCCCAGGGGAACGGAAGUAAACGCAUCCGGAGUGAAACAGUCCUUGUGUUCAAACUGUGGGGGGAGUUUCAAUCCUAUCUCCGGUCUGCUCGGCCCAGAGGGGUUCCCCUUGGGGGUGAACCCCUACAAAUGCUCUGUGUGUGACAAGAGCUUCUGCCAGGUUGCCAAACUCAUCGCUCACGAGCGGCUGCACACCGGAGACUGGCCGUACAAAUGCUCCUUCUGCGGGAAAAGCUUCAACCGCAGCUCCGACGUCUCCCGGCACGAGCGGAUCCACACGGGCGAGAAACCCUUCAAGUGCACCACCUGCGAGAAGUGCUUCAGCCAGCGGUCCAAGCUGAUCGUGCACGAGCGGUUCCACACGGGGGACAAGCCCCACUCCUGCUCCUACUGCGGGCGGAGCUUCCACCAACGAUCGGACCUGGUGAAACACGAGCGGAUCCACACGGGAGAGAAGCCGUACAAAUGCUCCGAUUGCGGAGGGAGUUUCCACCGGAGUUCGGAUCUGGUGAAACACAAGUGGAUCCACACCGGGGAGCGGCCGUACAAAUGUUCCACGUGUGAGAAGAGCUUCCGGCAACGCUCGGCCCUCCUGUACCACGAGAGGACCCACACGGGGGAGAAACCGUACACCUGCACGGCCUGCGGGAAAGGUUUCAGUUGUAAAGCCCACCUGGUGCUCCAUAAAAGGACCCACACAGGAGAGAAACCCUACAAGUGUAACUACUGUGGGAAAAGUUUCACCACCAGUUCGUAUUUUGUGAAGCACCAGAGAAUGCAUUUAGGGCAAGAAACUCUGCCGGUUCUGUGAAAGGAAGGCACGACACACAGAAGUAUUUCAAGGUUUUCCCUUUCCGUGGAUCUAAACCUAUCCCCUGUGUGUAGAAAACUAGCAGGUCGGAAAUAAUUUCCGAGACGGCUUACUUUUCUGUUUGCAGGGAUUUGUAAAACAAGCAGCGCACUUUCAGUCUGAUAGCUUCGUUGGAAGGAGUCUCGAUCAGCUGCGGUUGCAAAUGUUGAAUUGUAUCGUUUGGUUUGGGUGGCAAGAAAUACCUGUGCUGAAUCGUGCGGAAAAUAAUGACGCUGCAAAAUGAUUGCCUCCAGAAGUUGUAAAUGCUCCAACGCUGGAAGUUUUUAAGAAGAGAUUGGACAACCCUUUUGUCUGAAAUGGUGUAGGGUUUCCUGCCUGAGCAGGGGGUUGGACUAGAAGACCUCCAAGGUCCCUUCCAACUCUGUUAUUCUAUUCUAUUCUAUUCUAUUCUAUUCUAUUCUAUUCUAUUCUAUUCUAUUCUAUUCUACUCUACUCUACUCUACUCUACUCUUAUUCUUAUUCUAUUCUAUUCUAUUCUAUUCUAUUCUAUUCUAUUCUAUUCUAUUCUAUUCUAGGAAGUGGAUUUGGCUGUCUAGAGAAAAGAAAAAUUAGGGGUGAAAUGAUAGCAGUAUUCCAGUAUUUCAGGGGCUGCCACAAAGAAGAGGGGUUAAAAUUAUUCUCCAAAUCAACAGAAGGCAGGACAAGAAGUAAUAGUUGGAAACUAAUCAAGGAGAGAAGCAACCUGGAAUUAAGGAAAAAUUUCCUGACAGUGAGGACAAAUAAACCAAUAAACCAGGCGUGCCUACAGAAAUUGUGGGUGCUUCAUCACUGGAGGUUUUUAAGAAGAGACUGGAUAGUUACUUGUCUGAACUGGUAUAGGUUCUCCUGCUUGAGCAGGGGGCUGGACUAGAAGACCUCCAAGGUCCCUUCCAGCUCCUAUUCUGUUCUGUUCUAUUCUAUUCUAUUCUAUUCUAUUCUUUCUAUUUCUAUUUCUUUCUGUUUCUACUGUAAAGAAGGGCCUGUAAUGGCUUGCCUCAUUUAAAAAAAAUGUUUAUAAAACGUAUGGGUGAGAAGAGCAGUUAGGGAGAAGCACUUACCAUUUCCUCUGAAAUUAAGGAAAUUCAGGGGCGGUUCCUUAAGUGACAGGAGACCUGAUUUGCUUGGAAGGGACCCAACUUCAGGCCUCUGUUUCACCAUUUUAAAAGAUUGGGUAGCAAGCAUUAGGAAAAGGCCCCUGCAAAUAGGUUCUCAGUGUUGAGUAUGCAGACACCCUUGGGCCUAUCAUCCCCUUGUCCCUCCUAUAUUCAGUUAAUAUAUUUUAAUUAAAAAUGAUAAUAAAUGGAAAAGUGACUUUUGAGUCGGACCCUGGCCUAUGGUCCAAAGCAGUGGUGGGUUUCAAAUUUUUUUACUACAGGUUCUGUGGGCGUGGCUUGGUGGGCGUGGCAUGGCUUGGUGGGUGUGGCUUGGUGGCCAUAGCAGGGGAAAGAUACUGCAAAAUCCCCAUUUCCUCCCGAUCAGCUGGGACUUGGGAGGCAGAGAAUAGAUGGGGGCGCGGCCAGUCAGAAUUUUUACUACCAGUUCUCUGAACUACUCAAAAUUUCCGCAACCGGUUCUCCAGAACUGGUCAGAACCUGCUGAAACCCACCUCUGGUCCAAAGGCUCCUUAGUUAUUUUAUUGGAAAAUAAAAAAUGAUGGAUGGCUGCUUGGUUGGAAAUAUGUCCAGAUAGCCAGAAAAGAACACUGCAUUGGCAGAGAGGGGUGGGGGUGGGGAUUGUUAAUUGAGGAAUUCUGGGUGGGCUGAGGUUGACCCCCAUUUUAAAAUUCUGAAUAAACUGCCCAACCCAACCCCAUCUAGAAAAGUUGGUAAAAGAUCCUGAACUAUGCAUCUGGUAUAAUAAAGCCUCUUCCUAAAUUAUUUUUGUCAAGAAGCUACAAUUUUGAAAUCUCUGUAAAAAGAGUCCCAAAAUCGAAUUUAUCCAAAACAUUUCCCUUUUAUACUCCGCUCUGUCCACAAUUCCACCACCCGGGACACAAACAAGUAUUGGAAAAAAGGAUAAUUCUGAUUUUUAUCCUUUACUGUUAAAACUAAUACUUUCUCAAUAUGCAUACAAAGAUAGUUCUCCAGUUGCAAUAGCUCCUUUAAUGACAUUUUGAAGUUACAACAGCGCCAGUGUUGGGUUGCCCAGAUCAGGCGAACCGGCAACAGUGGGAGGCUCCGCCCACCCACUCGGAGGUCUCUGUGCAUGCGCAGAAGCGUCGCACAUGUGUGUGAGCGCCCACGAGCAAAUCCCACUACUGAACAGCGCUGAAAAAAAGUGACUUGUAACUAUCGUACCCACGACUGUUGUGGCUGCCUCAUGGUCAUGUGAUCAAAAUUCAGAUGCCAAUAAAGGAGAAGAUUCAAAUGCUUGGCCACUGACUCCUAUUUAUGACGGUUGCAGUACUAGGAUCUCCUGCUUGGGCAGGGGGUUGGACUAGAUGACCUACAAGGUCCCUUCCAACUCUUAAUCUGCAGAAGGCAUGGACCACCACGGCACAAGGCUGGCAGGAUUUCUUCUGCCUGUGAGCUACUCGGAGGCCUCUGAUUGGCCACCUCUGGAAGAAUGUCAAGCUGAUUUGGAAGAUGUUUUUGAAUGCUCAGGCCCAAACCAAUACAGGUAGUCCUCAAUUUACAACCACAAUUGAGCCCAAAAUGUAUGUUGCUAAGUGAAACAUUUCUUAAGUAAGUUUUGCUCCAUUUUGCAACUUUUCUUGCCACAGUUGUGAAGUGAAUCGUUGCAUUUGUUAAGUUAGUAAGACGGUCGUUAAGUGAAUCCGGCUUCCCCAUUGAUUUUGCUUCUCAGAAGGUCGCAAAAGGGGACCGGGGACCCUACAACCGUCAUAAAUGUGAGUCAGUUGCCAAGCAUCUAUGGUAAAUUUGGAUCACGUGACCAUGGGAAUCCUGCAACAGCAGUAAGUGUGAAAAAGAGUCACAAGUCACUUUUUUCAAUGCUGUUGUAACUUUCAACGGUCACUAAAUGAACUGUUACAACUCGAGGACUAUCUGUCAUUGAGCUGGUUUUGGUCUCUUCAGCUGAGGCAAAAGGAAGAAGAAUAUUUAUGUGUUUAUGACAUGAAGCUGAUUUUUGAAAAACGGGCUUCUUGCCCCAAAUUGGAUACAUGAGUUUUGGGUAACAAGCCACAGAAUAGAAGUCCGUCAUAAAUUAUAUGGCAGCUAUAUAAAUUUUAUAGCUCAGUGGUCCAGAAAGUGUUUUGCCUGGAGAAACUUUCUGCGUUUACUUAAUGACUUGUUCAAAAAAGGCCAAAAACUUGCUUCUGGCCACACGGGUGCCUCGUCUUACAACCGUUAAUGACUUAAGACACUACUUCCGGUCCCAAUGACGGUUAUAAGCUGAGGACUACCUGUCUAGAAAUAGACCCUUGUUGAGUCUCAAUCUCUAGGUUUACUCUUCAGGGUCUGAAUUUUUAAGGCCACCCAGAUCAUCUUGUAGGAGAGAUGGGCGGCAUAAAAAUGUAAUAUAAAAUAAAAUAAAAGCAACAUAGAUUCCUUCCCAGAAGGCCUGUGUUUCUACAGUUUUGGCCUUUUGUGAGAAAACGGCCGAAUUGGCUAAUAACGGGAGGGAAUUUGGAAUUUUCUGGACUUUAUGGCGGGUCAGGGAGAAGUCCUGGAGAUCCUAUAAUCGUGAUGGCGAACCUAUGUGCCUGAAGUGGCACGCCCGUUCCACUUCCAGGUUUCUGGUGCGCAUGUGUGCGUUUGUCAAUCAGCUGGCCAUUUUAUAUGCGGCAGUGCUGGAAACUAGAAGAGCUGGUCGUCUGUUUUCCUGCAUGAGCAUGGGCGCCGGCCAGCUGAUCAUUGCAUGCGCUUGCACGCCAGAAGCCCGGAAGAGUAGCUGAAACCGGAAGUUCAGUAGCUGAAACCGGAAGUUCAUUUUCGGGCAUGCGCGUGCACCCUAGACAGCUCCUCUUCCAGAUUGCAGGCCAGACACAUGCAAGCAAAGCUCAUGAAGCGUGCACGCAUGCUCCGAUUUUGGCACUCUGCCGAAAAGGUUCGCCAUCGCUGUCCUAUGAAGUAGCACAUGUCUCUUAUUUCUGCAUAUGAACUGCACACAGGAUUGCUUAAAGAAUAACUAUGUCUCAAAUGCCUUUCCUUUGCUGUCUUAAUAUUUGGGAUCAGAAGAGGUGGGUGUGGUAUUAUACGGAAGGAAUCUGUACGUGUCUUAUGUUUUUUUGUUUUUUUUUUUUGUGGGGAGGAAAGCAUGAGUAUGUUUGAAUAUUUAUUUAUCCUUGCGGUUGGGAUGCUAUCUUUUUAAUGCCUGUAAUAUAAACGGCUUACUUCUUAAUGCCUGGGUGAAAAACUACAUGCGUGUCUUUGGUUAACAAGGGGAUUCGGGUACGUCGCGUUUCUUCAGGUGCAGCUAUGCGACCGUGGCAGCUUGGCAGCAACACCCCAUCCUCCGCCUAACCCUGCCAAAGAAUUAUUUGCCUUACUCGACGACACGCCUGCAAAAAUGACUAGUCCUCAAAAAGGAGAACAAAAAAGUGAUUGUGUGGAUUGAUGCGCCGAUGGGUCAGGAGGAAGAAACGGCAGGAAUCUUAGCUGCACAAAUCAUUCUCUCUAAAAUGGGGUUUUUUCAGCUCCCCAAAGUUGUUGGCGUACACUGGGACACAACUGGAAUGUGACCCAAGCCUCCAAGACACUCUAAAGGGCAAUGCAUGGCUACCUCUCUUAGAUUUUCUGUAUCCAUCUUGGAUCCUUUUUUUCCCGAGCUCGGCUUUAUUUAUUUUUUUAUUAAGCAAACCUCGCUCUGCCAAAUCAAGAAAAAUCUCUCCCCGAGCCGUUAUGAGGAACUCUACCGCCAACAUUAAGGAUCUAAACCACCACAGAAAUCGACAUUAAGCUGGACUGUGUCCUUGUUUCGCUCCAGUGCCUGGGAUGUUCUGCAAGAUCCGGGCAAAAAAGUCAAGAUGGCCGCAACAAUGAGAUGGAAGCAAAGUCGGUGGAGUUUCAGCCACACUGGUGCAGCCUCCGUCUUCUGGACAGCUCUGUUCUUGUCCAAAUUGUGUCGUCUCCUUGUCUGCCUGGCCGACAAAUAGCAGAAAAGCUGUAAAAUUUUGCUUCUAGAAGAAACUGACUGGAGAAAGGUCAGCCAUCACUUUCCCAGGCCUUAACUAAGGGUCUAUUUGACACCAGUAGAUCCAAUUCAGAUAGAAAAGCACAUUUUUUUUUCGGACUUUUUUUUUUUCUGUCUUCCCCGCUGUUUCUCCAAAGACAAUGAAUGUUUAUGGGUGGAGGGUGCAUGUUUAAUGAAGCAAUUGGACACACAAGUGAGGACACGGCUACUUCAAGAUCUCAAAAACAGGGUUUUUAUCUUGGGAGGGGAGAGUUAGGAAAUGCAUGCACAACCUUACCUGAGGUUUUCUGAUUCCCCCACCCCAAUCUGCCUGAAUAAUUGAGCUUGGAGUUAGCUUACAAUAUUAAUGUUGAUGAUUAUUGUCUACAUAUUACCUGUAAUGCUGUAUUCUUCAAAUAAAUAAAAUUUUUUGGGUUAGCAGCUCGGCCACAAAUCUCAUUCUUGAGCGGACCUCCCUCAUUUAAUCGCUUGGAUUAAAAUAUCUCAAGCAUAGUUACGUUUUGGCGCAGAAGUAGCUGAGAUGUAUGCGCUUCUUUUUAAGAAAGAAAAAGAGAAGCUGGCUGACAGGAGAAUUCGGGGAAUUGAAUUCCACACAUCUUAAAGUUGCUGUGAACCGCCCUGAGUCCUUCGGGAGAAGGGCAGUAUACAAAUCGAAUAAAUAAAUAAAUAAAUAAAUAAAUAAAUAAAUAAAUAAAUAAAUAAAUAAAUAAAUAAAGUUGCAAAGUUUGAAACCCAUUGAUAUAGUUAAAUACUGUGUAAUCUGUAAUUAAAGGGACGCUCAGUGGCUAAGACGCUGAGCUUGUUGAUCGAGAGGUCGGCAGUUCAGCGGUUCGAAUCCCUAGUGCCGUGUAACAGGAUGUUACUUGUCCCAGCUUCUGCCAACUUAGCAGUUUGAAAGCACGUAAAAAAUGCAAGUAGAAAAAUAGGGACCACCUUUGGUGGGAAGAUAACAGCAUUCCGUGCGCCUUUGGCAUUGAGUCAUGCCGGCCACAUGACCACGGAGAUGUCUUCGGACAGCGCUGGCUCUUUGGCUUUGAAACGGAGAUGAGCACCGCCCCCUAGAGUCAGGAAUGACUAGGACGUAUGUGCGAUGGGAACCUUUGCCUAAUUUGUAAUUUACCCAGAGAGCAUCUUGGAGUUUUGCAGAAAGAAAGAGGGGAAGGAAGUUAAAAUCCCUGUUUCCAUUCCACUAUGGGUUGUCCUUGACUUGCGACCACAACGGAGCCCAAAAUUUCCACUGCUAAGAAAAGACAGGCGUUCAGUGAGUUUUGCCCCCAUUUUAUGAACUUUCUUGCUACAGCUGUUAAGUGAAUCCUGGACAUCAUUAAGUUAAUAAUGCAGUUAAGCGAAUCUGGCUUUCCUGUUGCCUUGGCCU
Ahaetulla prasina is the source of this 8542-nucleotide messenger RNA. RefSeq names its product zinc finger protein 154-like. The transcript has 4 exons. Gene Ontology annotation, biological process: regulation of transcription by RNA polymerase II. NCBI's taxonomy places the organism in Eukaryota, Metazoa, Chordata, Lepidosauria, Squamata, Colubridae. Bases 217 to 2034 code for a protein of 605 amino acids. The record is from RefSeq and is a predicted model, not a curated record. Gene Ontology annotation, molecular function: DNA-binding transcription factor activity, RNA polymerase II-specific; RNA polymerase II cis-regulatory region sequence-specific DNA binding.